AUGCAUUUAUCACCUUUACCUCUAUCUGAGCGAGUCAACUUAGACAGUGCCAAGAGAGCAGAUUUUGUGAAGAAAUUACAUGAGCAGGUUCGCAUAAACAUUGAGCGAAGGACGGAUCAAAUUGCUCAACGAGUUAACAAAGGGCGCCAACGCAUGGUGUUUGAGCCUGGUGAUUGGAUGUGGAUGCAUCUGCACAAGGAGAGAUUUCCUGUCCAAAGGCCCAAUAAACUACUUCCACGAGGAGAUGGACCGUUUCAAGUCCUUAAGCGCAUUAAUGACAAUGCCUACAAGCUAGAUCUUCCUGCUGCGUACAAUGUGAGUGCUACAUUUAAUGACCUUUCCCCCUUUCUUGCAGAUGAUGAAGCUGAUUUGAGGACAAAUCCUUUUCAAGAGGAGGGGAAUGAUACAAAUCAAUAUGUGCCAUUCGACAAGGUUCGAGUUCCUCUAGGACCGGUGACGCGAGCUCUAGCUAAAAGGCUACGAGAGGAACUUCAAGGGCUUGUUCGCGAGGUGUAA
Messenger RNA from Coffea eugenioides, 516 nucleotides. RefSeq lists its product as uncharacterized. The record is from RefSeq and is a predicted model, not a curated record. NCBI's taxonomy places the organism in Eukaryota, Viridiplantae, Streptophyta, Magnoliopsida, Gentianales, Rubiaceae. The coding region runs from base 1 to 516 and encodes 171 amino acids. The transcript has 2 exons.